GGCGUGGAGCGGAGCGGAGUGGGUGGGUGUGUGUUUGUGUAUAAAUAAUCUGUGGCAGGUUUAUUGUUCUACAAGUCUCUCUGUAUAGAUCGUCCGGAGUUCUAGCAAUGAAGUUCGAAAUACUGGUAGAUCAUUAACUCCCACAGAGCACAUUGGAGACGGUUCAGUUGGGAUUUCAGAUCACAAGUAGUGGGACAGUCCUCGCCAAUUCUGAGCCGCCUGCAAGCCAUCGUUGCCAAAGGGUACCUCUUUGUGCAGCUGUGGGUGCAGACAUAACACUGUAAAGUAUGGUUGCUUAGCUUUGCCUGGAGUUGUUCAGGUGACCAGAUUCCAUGCAGAAGCGUCACUGUUAACGGUAGUCGCAGCGACAGAAGUCGUAGGAACAGGCUAGGAGUGAGCAGAGUGAACUGGUGUGUUUUUUUAAAGAAUUUGGUGCGGAAAGCUGGUCCUGCAGCAGCAAUGGAAAAAAUCGGGAUCUGCGAGGAGCCGAAGUUUCGCUCAAAGGACUACAUUGACCCACCUGCAGUGCCUUUCGUAGACGCAUCUGAGCUUAGGAAAUGGUCAUUCUAUCGAGCCAUCAUCACGGAGUUCAUCUCCACAUUACUCUUCCUCUACAUCGCCAUCGGAACCGUGGUUGGCGCCAGUCGAAAUGCCGACUGUGCAGGAGUCGGCAUUCUGGGCAUCGCGUGGGCAUUUGGUGGGAUGAUAUUCGUGCUCGUGUAUUGCACUGCUGGUAUCUCAGGAGGGCAUAUCAACCCAGCGGUGACUUUCGGCCUUCUUCUGGCUCGUAAGAUUUCCCUUACUCGUUCUCUGGCGUAUAUGGUAGCGCAGUGCUUGGGAGCCAUUUGUGGAGCAGGCUUAGUGAAGGAGUUCCAGCAUUCUUUCUACAUGGACCACGGAGGAGGGGCGAACGCAGUGGCACCAGGCUACAGCACUGGUACUGGUUUGGCCGCUGAGAUCAUUGGAACUUUCGUGCUGAUGUUUACCGUCUUCUCCGCCACGGAUCCCAAGCGUAAAGCACGUGACUCUCAUGUACCGGUGUUGGCCCCUCUUCCGAUUGGGUUUGCUGUUUUCGUAGUUCAUUGUGCCACCAUUCCCAUAACCGGAACUGGCAUCAACCCUGCCCGGAGCUUUGGUGCCGCUGUCAUCUUCAACCGCAGCAAGUCCUGGGAUGACCACUGGAUCUUCUGGGUGGGUCCAUUCCUGGGAGCUGCUUUGGCUGCCGCUUAUCAUCAAUACAUCUUACGAGCUAAUCCAAUCAAGUCGAUGCGGUCCUUCGGAAAUGGGUCCAAUCACACGUAAACCUCCCAGCCAGAGCCAGCACAAAACCGUCUUAAUGAGAUGCUGUCAAGCGGCUUCGAUGAAAUUAAACAACAGCAUUUAAAACCUGGUUUUUUCUUCCUUUUAUUGUGCUUUCGAUCCCAUCCUUUUACCAGACGGCGGUUCGAACUUCAGUGGUGUGGUAGACGAUUAGAAUGAAUCUCGACACCAAGUGACUGAUCUCACAUCGGCUGUACAGUUCAUAAGUAUUAUAGGGGAGGCUGUUCGGCUCGAUUUCCAGGGGAAUCAAUGUGUUUUUUAUCAUAUUCUUCACUAGGAUAGAAAAACAAUCGGUUGAAGCCGGUCCUCGUUUGUAAGUAUAGUUGCUGCUCGAUACUUUAGGUCUCUACACCACUGUGAUGCAUCUUCUAUGCUUUUACGAGCGGAUCUAAUGUCCGUUCCAAAGCAAUUCUUCAGAUAUAUAAUACUUAGCCACAGAACAUUUCCCAAACACUACAUUGUAAGGUUUUAGAUCUUCUCUUUGUUAAUGGUAACAGAACCAACCCUCCGUCACAUUCAACACAACUAAUGAUAACUACUCUAGUUAAAAUCUCAAUGGGCAUUAAUGUCCAAUAUGAGUUAUCUUCU
Molecule: messenger RNA, 1908 nt
Organism: Physcomitrium patens
Lineage: Eukaryota; Viridiplantae; Streptophyta; Bryopsida; Funariales; Funariaceae
Product: aquaporin PIP2-1
Biological process (GO): transmembrane transport
Cellular component (GO): membrane
Molecular function (GO): channel activity
Source: RefSeq, a predicted model, not a curated record